This is a messenger RNA of Acanthoscelides obtectus, 290 nucleotides long. Lineage: Eukaryota; Metazoa; Arthropoda; Insecta; Coleoptera; Chrysomelidae. The record is from the annotation of a GenBank genome assembly.
UGUUUAAGCGAGAUUUAUUGUUCUAACCUCUUAAAGGGAGAGUUCUGUAUGCGAGAAAGUGUUUGGAAUAACAGGUGCUUAGUUUGUUGUGAACAAUGGAUAAUUAUAGUUAUUGGAACUAUUGGAAGCGGGCCUUGAAACUUCAUGAACUCAUGGCAGAAAUUGAAAACAUUGAUGACGAUGAGUUGAUUCUUGAUACUAUUGCCGUUCUAAAGCCAGUUAACGCAAAUGAAUAUGGAAGUCAGCUGAUCGAAGUUGAGGUUGUAUUUGAAAACAACAACUACAGUUGA